AUGGAAGGCCGGCACUAUGAAGUAGUCACUGGGCGCUACGAUGGAAGAGUGUCAAGCUUCGAUCUGGCAAGCACAACACUGCCAGAUUUCACCGCGAACACAGUCGAGUUUGACAGGGGCUCCCAGUUUAAUUUCGACAACUGGUACUUCAAGAACUUGGAGAAGAGGAAUGAUCUUCUCACCUCUGACCAGGACCUCUUUGAGAGUCAAUUCACGAGUGGACUGGUGAAGUUUUACGGGAACAAUCCCGAUAAGUUUGCCCGGGACUUCGGGCAGUCCAUGAUCAAGAUAAGAAACAUUGGGUGGAAGACGAGAGAAAAUGGAGAGAUCAAGAGGGUGUGUAAUGUAGUAAACAGCGACUCGUAUUCACAGUAA
Messenger RNA from Selaginella moellendorffii, 375 nucleotides. RefSeq names its product cationic peroxidase 2. Lineage: Eukaryota; Viridiplantae; Streptophyta; Lycopodiopsida; Selaginellales; Selaginellaceae. The transcript is spliced from 2 exons. Gene Ontology annotation, biological process: response to oxidative stress. The coding region runs from base 1 to 375 and encodes 124 amino acids. Gene Ontology annotation, molecular function: heme binding; peroxidase activity. The record is from RefSeq and is a predicted model, not a curated record.